UGGAGGAGGCACUGGGAGUGACUUCCAGCCGAAACGUCCACAUCGACUCCGCAGCUGAGCGAUCGGGGGGAGAUGAGGGAGAUGAGGGAGAUGAGGGAGAUGAGGGAGAUGAGGGAGAGGAACCGCGGGGCGGCACGCAGAGUCGUCGCCUGAGAUGCGCGACCCCUUCAGCGUGCGUUUCCCUGAACCGUGAGCGCGAGCAGCCCGCGCAGCUGCACUCGGUGGAUCCGCUGACACUGGACUCCUUGCUCACCCCUGACAUCCAGUGUCAGCAGCCGGCGCUCUGAAGAUGAUCAACCCUCAGAUAUACCUCCACUACAACUACACGGGGAGGCUGGACCACCGGCCGACCAUCGGCGCCAGCCCCGGCGCCGUGGACGCCAAAACCGUCGUGUUCCUCGUCAUAUGCAGCUGCAUCGUCCUGGAGAACCUCGCCGUGCUGGUGGCCAUAUGGAGAAACCACAGGUUCCACAACCGCAUGUACUUCUUCAUCGGCAACCUGGCGCUGUGCGACACGCUGGCCGGAGUGGCUUACCUGGUCAACCUGCUCCUGUCCGGGGAGAAGACCCUGCAGCUCUCCCCCGCGCUCUGGUUCGUCCGAGAGGGAAGCAUGUUUGUAGCACUCUGCGCCUCCAUUUUCAGUCUCCUGGCCAUUGCCAUAGAGCGCCACCUGACUAUGAUCAAAAUGAGGCCCUACGACGCCAGUAAGAACUACCGGGUGUUUCUGCUGAUAGGGGCCUGCUGGCUGAUCGCUAUAUCUCUCGGGGCUCUGCCGAUCCUCGGCUGGAACUGCCUGGACAACCUCCCCGAUUGCUCCACAGUGCUCCCUCUCUACACCAAGAAGUACGUCGCUUUUUGCAUCACGGUGUUCAUUGUCCUGCUGGUGGCCAUGUCGGUGCUCUACGCCCGCAUCUACAUCCUGGUCAAGUCCAGCAGCCAAAAAGUGAGCAAGAACAGGAACUCGGAGCACGCCAUGUCCCUGCUGCGCACCGUCACCAUCGUGGUCGGGGUCUUCAUCGCCUGCUGGACACCCAUCCUGGUCCUGCUCCUGGUGGACGUGGCCUGCGCGCGGAGCUGCCCCGUCCUCUACGAGGCCGACUGGUUCAUCGGCCUGGCCGUGCUCAACUCGGCCAUGAACCCGGUCAUCUACACCCUGGCCAGCCGCGAGAUGAGACGGGCCUUCCUGGGUCUGGCGUGCGGCGUUUGCUACGGCGGGAAGGCCUCCGCCAAGGUCGGCGGGAACAGGCGGCCCCUGGAGCCCAGCCGCAGCAGGAGCAAGUCGUGGAGCAGCCAGAACAACCCCAACCAGGGCCGGGGGAGCUCCGUGCAGGCCGAGGCGGAGGAGGGGAAGGAGACGGACACGUCGCACGGUGAGGUCUCGCUGGUGGCGGGAGGGGCGGGUCAUGCCGCCAUGGAGGGGGAGAGGAAAGACUGA
Messenger RNA from Gasterosteus aculeatus aculeatus (three-spined stickleback), 1435 nucleotides. It is a transcript of the gene s1pr3b, whose product is annotated as sphingosine-1-phosphate receptor 3b. The record is from RefSeq and is a predicted model, not a curated record. Gene Ontology annotation, cellular component: membrane. Gene Ontology annotation, molecular function: sphingosine-1-phosphate receptor activity. Gene Ontology annotation, biological process: G protein-coupled receptor signaling pathway. NCBI's taxonomy places the organism in Eukaryota, Metazoa, Chordata, Actinopteri, Perciformes, Gasterosteidae.